Papaver somniferum (opium poppy) is the source of this 2159-nucleotide messenger RNA. Its product is annotated as leucine aminopeptidase-like. Lineage: Eukaryota; Viridiplantae; Streptophyta; Magnoliopsida; Ranunculales; Papaveraceae. Gene Ontology annotation, biological process: proteolysis. The record is from RefSeq and is a predicted model, not a curated record. The transcript has 4 exons. Gene Ontology annotation, cellular component: cytosol. Gene Ontology annotation, molecular function: zinc ion binding; metallopeptidase activity. The coding region runs from base 127 to 1965 and encodes 612 amino acids.
UUAUCCCAAAAUAAUCCCUCCAAAAAAUCUAAAACCCUUUAAAUAUUCUCACCUUCCUCUUGGCUUCAUAUUCCCACUCAACUCCAAAUCCCUAAAAAUAAAAACCCCCGAAAUUUGUUGAUCAAAAUGGCACCGAUUGAUCCACAUUCAUACACAGAUUCAUCAAACCCACUAACAAAUCACAUCUCACUAUCACUCUAUUUCAAUUUCUCAUCAUCAACAAUCAAUGGUUCAUCUCAAUUAACACUAUCAUCACCUCAUACCGGUCCACUCUUAUUAGACACCAGAUCAUUAACAAUCACAUCAGUUCUUGAUUCAAAAACCCUAACUCCAAUCCCCUUUGAGUUAUCCCCAGUUAUUGAUCCAAUCAAAGGGCAAACCCUAACAGUUACACUAUCAAAUCAGUCAUCAAUUUUGGUUUCUUUUGUUACUAGCCCUUGUUCUUCAGCUCUUCAAUGGUUAUCUCCACCACAGACGUUUAAUAAGAGUUUGCCUUUUGUUUACACACAGUGUCAAGCAAUUCAUGCUAGGUCAAUUUGCCCUUGUCAGGAUACACCAGCUGCAAGGAUUUGUUACUCAGCGAGGUUAAAUGUGCCGCGUGAGUUGUCGGCAGUUAUGGCAGCGAAGCAUGUGGAACGAAGGUCUCCUGUGGCGGGGGAAGCUGGUGUGGCAUGUGAUGAGGCUUUGUGGUGUGCUGAAGGAAGAGUGGUGGAGGAAUUUGUUAUGGAACAACCAAUUCCGCCUUAUUUGUUUGCAUUUGCUGUUGGGGAGCUGGGAUUCAGAGAAGUUGGACCGAGGACUAGGAUUUAUGCAGAGAAUGUUGUGAGUGUGUUAGAUGUUGCGGCGAGGGAAUUUGCGGGGACGGAGGAGAUGAUUAGACAGGGGGAGAAGCUGUUUGGUGCUUAUGAAUGGGAAAGGUUUGAUUUGCUUGUUUUGCCACCAAGUUUUCCUUAUGGUGGAAUGGAAAAUCCAAGGAUGACUUUUUUGACCCCUACUGUUAUUAAGGGUGAUGCUAGUGGUGCACAAGUUGUUGCUCAUGAACUUGCCCAUAGUUGGACUGGGAAUUUGAUUACUAACAAGACAAAUGAAGAUUUCUGGUUGAAUGAGGGUUUUACGACAUAUGCAGAGAGGAGAAUAGUUGAGGUUUGCCAAGGCGAGGAGAGAGCUGCUUUGAAUAUUGGAAUUGGUUGGAAAGGUUUAAAUGAAGCUAUAGAAAAGUUCAAGGAUAACUUGGAGUUCACUAAGCUCAAGAAUAAGCAGGAAGGAGUAGACCCAGAUGAUAUCUACUCAGAAGUGCCAUACGAGAAAGGUUUUCAGUUUCUGUGGCGCAUUGAACGACAGACUGGACGCCCUGCAUUUGAUGAGUUUCUUAAGAAGUACAUUUCGACUUUUAAAUUCCAAUCCAUCGAUACGGAAACUUUCCUUAAUUUCUUGAAAGCAAAUAUUCCUGGAAUUGAGAAGGAGGUUGACCUGGUUCUCUGGACUGAGGGUACUGGUCUCCCUUCAGAUGCGUAUGAAACUGAAUCCAGUGUCUACACUAAGCUUGUUUCUUUGGCUAAGGAGUUCAAGGUUGGUAGGAUGCCAAGGGAAGACGAGGUAGCAGAUUGGCAAGGUCAGGAAUGGGAACUCUACUUGGAGAAUGUGCCCAGAUCUGUUGAAGCUUCACAGGUUGCAGCUCUGGAUGCACGUUACAGACUAACGGAAUCAAAGGAUUAUGAAGUAAAGGUAGCAUUCCUCCAGCUCGCUUUGUCUUCUGGAUGCAGAGACUACUACAGUGAAGUGGAGAAAACUUUGAAGGAAGUUGGAAGGAUGAAGUACCUCCGUCCUCUCUACACUGCACUAGUUCAAGGUGUCGAAAAGGAAGAGAGUAAAAUCUUGGCUAAACGAGUAUUUGCUGAAGCUCGCGAAUGUUAUCACCCCAUAGCCCAAGGUGUUGUCGAGUCUAUCCUUUCCAAGCACAUCUAAUUGGGAUAUUGACAAGUCUAUUUUCAGAACUUAAACCAUAGUUCCCUCUUCUUUUGUCCAAUGUUUUGCUUUCCUUCCCCCUUUUUUAUUUCUGCUGUGUUCCUUCAGCUUUUUCCGCUUGUUCUUGACAAAUAACGGUUUAACAGUGAAUAAUACGAUACAAGCAAUCUUUAGAUUUUACAGGUUGUUUAUGA